Molecule: messenger RNA, 4529 nt
Organism: Rhineura floridana
Lineage: Eukaryota; Metazoa; Chordata; Lepidosauria; Squamata; Rhineuridae
Gene: KCNQ4
Product: potassium voltage-gated channel subfamily Q member 4
Exons: 15
Coding region: 693-2825 (710 amino acids)
Biological process (GO): transmembrane transport; potassium ion transport
Cellular component (GO): membrane
Molecular function (GO): voltage-gated potassium channel activity
Source: RefSeq, a predicted model, not a curated record
CUGGCAGACGAGGAGGCCGGCGCCGUUUCCCCGGGCGGGCAAGGCAGGGCGUGGCUCCCGGGCGUCCUGCCUCUUCAGCGCCGCUGCGCCUUCGGAGAGGCGAGCCGGCGCUGGGCGGGGAGGAGAUGCCAUGUGAGUCGGAGAAGCAAAAGGCAGGUGGACAAGCCAGCAGGAUGGAGAGGAACAGAGGCGAGAGGAGGACGAGCCAGCCGCCUCGGCUUCCUCCCGGCCGCGCUUUUGACAUUGCCCAACUCCCCGGAGCAGCGGAGAGCCGUGUAACCCUGCAACUCCUCUAAACUUGGGCGUAGGCGGAGAAGUCCCACCGAGCCUCCGCGGACUUCUUUUCCCUCGCUCCCUCCUCCGCUCUUGUCCGGAUGGGCUGAAGCGGAGGCCGAGCCGAGGAGCGCAGAGGGGCCCGCACCCGCGCCCAGGGCGCAUCCCGCACCCGGGUCCUGCUGGAGCGGCGCUGGGCGAAGUCUCCGCUGCCGGAGCCCGGCCGGGCAAGAGGCAAGCUCCAGCCCCCGCCGAAGCUGAGCUGGGGAAGGGCUCUCGGGGCGCGGAGGACCCUGACCUGGCGCGAACGUCGAGGAACCGCGGCAGAGCCGCCUUCCCUCAGGCCAUGCCCGGCUGAUCGGCUUUGGGGCUGGCCCCUCUCCAGGCGGUGACGGUGCCCUCCCCGUCUCUCCAGCGCUAUGGCCGGUGCGCCCGACGGGGACCCUUGCACGCUGUCUCCGUCCACAAUCCCGGGGAGCGGCGUCGGCGUCGAAGCCCAACGGGUGGAGUUCGUGGCCCUCACCGCUGUGCAGACGGAGAAGAGCGAGAUCCCCGCCGCUGGCAGCAGCCCCAGGCGCCUCGGGCUGCUCGGGACGCCCUUGCCGGCCCCCCCGGGAGGCUCCGGGGCCCGAUCCGCGUCGCACAAGCGCUACCGGCGCCUCCAGAACUGUCUCUACAAUGUGCUGGAAAGACCUCGAGGCUGGGCGUUUAUCUAUCACGUCUUCAUAUUUCUUCUGGUCUUCAGCUGUCUGGUCCUGUCUGUGUUUUCAACCAUCCCAGAACAUCACAAAUUUGCCAACCAGUGUCUCUUCAUCCUGGAAUUCGUCAUGAUUGUGGUCUUCGGCAUGGAAUACAUCAUCCGGGUCUGGUCGGCCGGCUGCUGUUGCCGCUACCGUGGCUGGCAGGGACGCCUUCGAUUUGCCCGGAAACCUUUCUGUGUCAUAGAUUUCAUUGUCUGCAUUGCCUCUCUGGCUGUCAUCGCUGCUGGUACCCAGGGCAACAUCUUUGCUACCUCGGCACUGCGCAGCAUGCGCUUCCUGCAGAUCUUGCGCAUGGUCCGCAUGGACCGCCGUGGUGGCACGUGGAAGCUCCUGGGCUCGGUGGUCUAUGCCCACAGCAAGGAGCUGAUCACAGCUUGGUACAUCGGGUUCCUGGUCCUCAUCUUCGCCUCCUUCCUCGUCUACCUGGCAGAGAAAGAUACCAACAAACAAUUUCUCACUUAUGCAGACUCGCUCUGGUGGGGCACAAUCACGCUCACCACCAUCGGCUACGGGGACAAGACCCCACAGACAUGGCUGGGCCGGGUGCUAGCAGCCUGCUUUGCUCUCCUGGGCAUUUCCUUCUUUGCUCUUCCUGCCGGGAUUCUGGGCUCAGGGUUUGCUCUCAAAGUCCAGGAGCAACACCGACAGAAGCAUUUUGAGAAGAGACGAACACCGGCGGCCAACUUGAUCCAGGCUGCUUGGCGCCUCUACUCAACGGAUGUCAGCCGGUCCUAUUUGACAGCCACCUGGUGCUAUUAUGACAGCAUCCUUCCAUCAUUUAGAGAACUGGUCCUUAUGUUUGACCACUUGCACCGAGCUCGCAACGGAGGGCUCAGGAACUCUGAGGUGAGGAAAUUCCCCGAUGGAGCUCCGCCACCGUAUCACUCCUUCACCUCUGGCCUGAAAACCAUCAAUCCUCCUUUUUGCUCGGGGGAAAGUUGGAAAGAAGACGAAGCUCCGCCCCACAAGUGUUUACGUCUAAGCAAUAAAAUGGGCAUCAAGGACCGCAUCCGCCUGAACAAUUCCCAGAGGCAGGGCAGCCGGGGGAAGCAGCAUCUGGUCCCACCACUCCGCCGCUCUCCCAGCACUGAGAAUGUCAAUGAGGCCAUCAGCCCCACCAAGGUGCAGAAGAGCUGGAGCUUCAACGACAGGACAAGAUUCCGGGCCUCAUUGAGGCUGAAGCCUCGGACACCAGUGGAGGCUGAUGGACCCACAGAGGAAAGCAGUGAGGAGAAGGCCUACCAGUGCGACUUAACCUUCGAAGACAUCAUGCCUGCCGUGAAAACACUCAUCAGGGCGGUGAGAAUCCUCAAGUUUCUGGUGGCCAAGAGGAAGUUCAAGGAGACAUUGCGUCCGUACGACGUCAAGGAUGUCAUUGAGCAGUACUCAGCUGGCCACCUGGAUAUGCUUGGCAGAAUCAAGAGUCUCCAGACACGCGUGGAUCAGAUUGUGGGCCGGGGAGCCAUCGCUGUCGACAAGAAGGCACGAGAAAAGGGGGAGAAGCCAUCGCUGGAGGUGGAGCUGGUGGACGAAUUCAGUAUGAUGGGCCGAGUGGUCAAGGUGGAGAAACAGGUCCAGUCGAUUGAGCACAAGCUGGACUUGCUGCUGGGCAUCUACUCGCAGUGCUUGCGGAAGGGGUCUGUGAACUCCAUCAGCCUGACAGCCAUGCCCAUCCCCACGGGGGAUCCUGACAUCACCUCCGACUACCACAGCCCCGUGGACCAGGAGGACAUCUCUGUCUCUGCUCAGACCUUGAACAUCUCCCGGUCGGCUAGCACCAACAUGGACUGAGACGGUGCCCACUCCAGCCACCUGAUAGUUACACACCAGCCAUAUUCGGGGAGGCAGAGAGGGGAUCUCUCUGCUCCCAGGGCAGGAAGAAAGGGUAGACAAACAUUACCGACUGCUCUAAAACAGACAAUGCUCUGUGUGAGCGCUAGGCCCUUUUCACCCUCGCCACAUUGGCAGGGCUCCAACAGAGACUCUCUUUCCAAUGCACCUCAACUUUACUUGAAGUCUUCCAGCUGCAGGCAAAGCCACAUUCGCUGGGUGUUCCAAGAAUGAUGCGGGUUUAAUACCCCCAGCGCAGCUGUUUAUGGCACGGCUCUGGCUUUUUAAACAAAUGCGCUAAAUGACUGCACCUGUCAGUCAUAAUGAAGAAAUCCCGCUGGAGUUUUGUGCUGGUAUUUAGAAGCUGAACUUACCAGGCAGAGCUUUCUCUGUGGAGAGGGAGCCACGCUCCCCUGCAACACAACACAGAGGUAUUCAUCCUUUGCACCUUAGCCUUUGACAACACCUAUAAAGGUCCUCUGCUACCAAAAGCAUCUUUGGGUACAGCCACCUUCAUAGGGGCUGGGCCCUCUUUUGGCAAAGAGCCACCAAGGCUGAAGAGCUACCUUGGCCUUCAAGCCUGAGCGACGACUUUCUGUUCCAGCAAACCUUGCAAGUGGUUCCAAACCCUUAAAGGCUUUUAUCUGACAGCCUCUGACUCUGGACUUCUACCUGGUCGGAGACGCUUACUGACAGCUAUGCAAACACUAGGCAAUACUUUCUUCUGCAGUGCUAAGCAAAGGACGUUGCGACUCGAGUGAAUGUGGUUUCUCAUCUUAGCAUCUAGAAGAAAAAUAAUACAUCUGGCAAGGCCUAACCCUGCCCUUGGCAGCCUUUAAGCACCUUGGUACUUCUCCUGUUCAUCCCACCCCCCUAGCUAGUGGGCAUUGCUCUGUACCCCAGAUAUCAUAAGCACAGUGGAACCUGCCACCCAGGGGAAGAGCUUCCCAGGUGGGGAGCAAACGUUAUAUGCAACCAUCUUGAAUAUGCAACCUGAAAUCAGUCUUUACUGUCUGCCAAUGGGCUAGGAGCCUCCCCAGAGUAGUAAGCUAGCAGUCCUUACGUCUUUAUACGCUCACUCAAGAAAGCCAAAUCUAAAUGGCUGGGAGCAGAGCAGCUCCAGGUAACCUGCAGGGGGCGUUGCAUCUGAUUCCUGCCUUUAGGGUAAGAGCCAAUCUUAGUCCUGUCCCGGAGGAAGGGCAAGGAUGUUGUGCCUCCCUUUCAUCUAGUAGCAUUAGACUCUAACAAUUAGGGUAAUGUGGGGUCUGGUUCUUGAUGAAGGAAUGUAGGGCCUUCUGGGGUAGCUUUAAAUCCUCUCUUCCCUCCGAUCACCUAACAAAUCCAGCACCUUCGCCAGCGGAUGGGCCUUGGUUAAUCUCUGAUUUCCACCCCUCUUUGUCUGCAAGACAGCUGGUUAUGCUGCCCUCCUGCGAUUUUCGUCCAAAACUUGGUUCCAGCAUCAUUUCAGCCUCUAGGCUUUGCCCCCUGGGGGGCUGUUCCCAUCCUGAUGCCAAGGUGCCAGAUCUUUUAUUUAUUUUCUGUGGUUAGCGUAUUGGACAAGACCUAGGAGACCAGGGCUCAGAUCUCUGCUACUCAGCCAUGAAGCUCACUGGGUAACUUUGGGCCAGUCAUAGUCUCUCAGCCUAGCCUACCCCAGAGAGUUGU